Molecule: messenger RNA, 1566 nt
Organism: Eufriesea mexicana
Lineage: Eukaryota; Metazoa; Arthropoda; Insecta; Hymenoptera; Apidae
Gene: Osi10b
Product: DUF1676 domain-containing protein Osi10b
Exons: 5
Coding region: 1-1566 (521 amino acids)
Cellular component (GO): membrane
Source: RefSeq, a predicted model, not a curated record
AUGAGGCACGAAUUACGAUGCUUGUGCCUUUUAAUCCUCGUCUCCAGGGGAAUCGCCGUGAUCAUGGAACCCACCGAGGAGUCGAUCCUGCGGAACGAGGAUCCGGGGAGCUUCAACGAUGCUUUUGGCAGCUGCUUGGCUAGGAAAGAGUUUGGCACCCUGGAAUGUGUCAAUCGCGGUGCUCUGAGCGCCCUACAGUCGCUCAAUCAAGAGGAUGAUCUAGAUUUUGGAGAGAUACACUUGGAAAGGGCUGACGGUUACGGCAGGGAGCUUUUAGACUGGGAUUACGACCCGAAAGACUUUGGAAACAUCAUGACAGCGGCUACCAAGUUGAUGGAACGCAGGAGUUUCAAGUGGAGCUUGGAUAACGUCUAUCCAGGCCUGCAAUUGCGAGCUGGACCUAUGUUGAACGGGAAUGGGAUCAUGGAGUUCGUGAUCAACGAAAGACCCAAAGCUUUCGGUGACAGACAGGCUGGUCCAGGAAGGCAAAUGAUGAGACACCUGCUGAUACCCUUCCUCCUAGGCUUCAAGUUUAACCUGGCCUCCUUGAUUCCGUUGCUAUUCGGAUUCCUCUUGUUGCUCACGAAGAAAGCUCUGUUGCUGACGAAGGUAGCGCUGAUCAUCAGCGGCCUGUUGGGCUGGAAUUCCCUGCUGUCCAAUGUCCAAACGCCUCAACACGUAGGCGGAUUCCACGGACAGGAGACACCGGUUGGCGGAUUUCCUUACUACGAGCAUUAUAAUUUCCACCAUAGACCGUAUAGGGGAUUCCAGGGCAGCGACUUCGAGCCGUACAGUCAGCAUGUGAUCAGAGAGGUCGUCGACGUUUACGAUAAACCGGAGGAAGUGGGGAAGAACAAGCGGAGUGGGAAGAAUUUCGUUUGGAACACCAUGAGGAGAAACAGGGUCCAUUGCGUCGCGUUCGUCGUUCACCUGGUGCUACUGUUCAACCUGGCGCUGAGUAAAAACGAGUAUACCAAGCUGUUCGACAAAUGCGCCAGAGAGAAGAACGCCUUCGACUGUUUGAAGCGGAGGGCCCUGGAGAUCCUCGACUCGGGGAUCAGGGAUGAUACAGUGUACGUGUUGAACGACUACGUGUCCAUUGGUAGAGAUCCUGCAGCGGCCACCAAGAGCAUCGACAGAUCGUUCAAAGACGAGAAUGGCACGGAGCUUAGUCUGGACCAGAAGCUGGACAACAAGUUCCACGAGUACAUCUCUUCUAGGAGCGUGAAGCUGACUAUACCUGGAGACGCAUUCCAAGGUACGGAAAGUCGAAAAAAGAAGGACAAAGGAUACGGCGCUCUCUUGAUGGGGGCCUUGGCAGUGGGAGCCAUGAUGGCGCAGCUGGCCUACGGUAAAAUCGCCUUCCUCGCUGGCACGGCCUUGCUCACGGCUAAGAUAGCGCUAGUUCUAAGCGCCAUCAUCGGACUGAAGAAGUUGGUGUCCAAUCAGGGCGGAGGUGGCCACGAGGUGAUCUACGCUACGGGUUCUGAACACCAUGGAAGCUACGGCGGAGGAGGCUAUGGCAGCGGCUGGCAAAGGGCCAUCGAAGGCGUCACCCCGACCUGA